AUGCAUACAAUCACAAGUCACAAUCUACCCACCGCUACAAUGCCUCCGACUUCUGAAGCUGCCCCCGCCAACUUCAGCUCUGGGGAGUCUGGAUCUUGCCUUACAAACCCUAUGCUUUGGAACUGGAACACUAUUGGUGUCUGCUUUAUUUCCGAGGGGUGGUAUAUGGAUUCCGGGGCCUUGUUUGCCACCACCUGCCUCGCCGCCUUUGGUUUGGCCGUAUUUCUUCAAUUCGCACGUCGUGCCUCUAGAGAAUGGGAGCGUCACCUAUUCGCCAGAAACAUCGGCAAUCCUCAAGCAUUCUUUGAUCCCAUUAAUGGAAUUGAACUUGCCCCCCUUCAACCCGCUGCUGCUCAACCCGCUGCCGCUCAACCUGCUGCCGCUCAACCUGCUGAUGCUCAAUCUGCUGGUGGUCAAUCUGCUGGUGGUCAAUCUGCUGGUGGUCAACCUGUUGAUGCUGCUCAGCCUGCUCAGCCUGGUGGUGGUCAAUCUGCCGAUGGUCAACCUGCUGCCGCUCAACCUGCUCAGCCUGCUCAACCUGCUCAACCUGCUCAGCCUGCUCAGCCUGCUCAGCCUGCUCAGCCUGCUCCCGCUAAUGCCCCCGGCAAUGGUCAAGAUGCCGCCAACCGCCUUCCCCCUUUUUGUCCCAGCUACGUGGAACAUAUUAUCGAGGCUUCACUGUGCACGCUUCGGCUUGUCAUGACCUAUGUCCUCAUACUAAUGGCUGUUUCCUUCAAUGGUUACAUCAUCAUCUGUAUCUUCAGCGGUCAUUUCUUUGGUAAUGUAAUGUUCUGGCGAGAUCCGGUGGCCAAAGCCAACAAACCAAAUGUUUACCAGCGUGUUUUCCAGCGGCCUAUCGUUUUUGGUAAUGUUUAG
This is a messenger RNA of Fusarium mangiferae, 876 nucleotides long. RefSeq lists its product as uncharacterized. Gene Ontology annotation, biological process: copper ion transmembrane transport. Lineage: Eukaryota; Fungi; Ascomycota; Sordariomycetes; Hypocreales; Nectriaceae. The transcript is spliced from 2 exons. The coding region runs from base 1 to 876 and encodes 291 amino acids. Gene Ontology annotation, cellular component: membrane. The record is from RefSeq and is a predicted model, not a curated record. Gene Ontology annotation, molecular function: copper ion transmembrane transporter activity.